Messenger RNA from Thamnophis sirtalis, 2300 nucleotides. RefSeq names its product peptidase, mitochondrial processing subunit alpha (gene PMPCA). The record is from RefSeq and is a predicted model, not a curated record. Gene Ontology annotation, cellular component: mitochondrion. Gene Ontology annotation, molecular function: metalloendopeptidase activity; metal ion binding. NCBI's taxonomy places the organism in Eukaryota, Metazoa, Chordata, Lepidosauria, Squamata, Natricidae.
ACGAGAGAGAGAGAGAGAGAGAGAGAGAUGGCAGCCAGCGCGGUGCGGAGGGGCCUUUUGGGCCCGGCGCGGAGGCUGGCCGGGUCGCGGCGUUUCAGCAGCGGGGGCGGCUACCCGGGCACCCCGCUGACGGCCCCUCUGCCGGGGCUGCCCAAGCCGGCUUUCGCCGGCCUGGACGGGCCGGAGGGCUUCGAGACGGAGGUCAGCGCCUUGGAGGGCGGGCUGCGCGUGGCCUCCCAGAAGAGGUUCGGCCAGUUCUGCACCCUGGGCGUGCUGAUCAACUCCGGCUCCAGAUACGAAGCCAAGUUCCCCGGCGGGAUCUCGCACUUCCUGGAGAAGUUGGCCUUCUCGUCUACGGCUCAGUUUAGCAGCAAGGAUGACAUCCUCCUCAUGUUGGAGAAGCAUGGAGGAAUUUGUGACUGCCAGGUGUCAAGGGAUACCACAAUGUAUGCUGUUUCUGCAGACAGCAGGGGCCUUGAUGCCAUGGUCAGUCUGUUGGCUGAUGUGGUUCUCCAACCCAGACUGUCAGAUGAGGAAAUCGAGAUGACUCAGAUGGCCGUCCGCUUUGAGCUGCAGGACCUGAACAUGAGACCCGAUCCAGAGCCAUUGCUGACCGAGAUGAUCCAUGCAGCAGCCUACAGGGAAAACACUGUGGGGUUGAACAGGUUCUGUCCUGUGGACAACAUUGAGAAAAUUGACAGGUCGGUCCUCCACUCGUAUCUGAGGAAUUACUACACCCCCGACAGGAUGGUGUUGGCUGGCGUGGGGAUUGAACACCAGCAGCUUGUGGACUGUGCUCGCAAGUACUUCCUGGGAGCUGUUCCAGCGUGGGGAAGUGGGGAAGCCAAGGAUGUGGACAAGUCGGUUGCCCAGUACACGGGAGGGAUCCUGAAGCUGGAGAAGGACAUGUCAGACGUGAGUUUAGGGCCCACCCCCAUCCCAGAGUUGGCCCACAUCAUGAUUGGACUAGAAAGCUGCUCGUUUCUGGAGGAAGACUUCAUCCCCUUUGCCGUCUUGAACAUGAUGAUGGGGGGCGGUGGCUCUUUCUCUGCUGGAGGCCCUGGCAAAGGCAUGUUCACGAGGCUGUACCUCAACGUCCUCAACCGGCACCACUGGAUGUACAACGCCACCUCCUACCACCACAGCUACGAGGACACCGGACUCCUGUGCAUUCAUGCCAGCGCAGAUCCCAGACAGGUCCGUGAAAUGGUGGAGAUCAUUACCCGGGAAUUUGUUCUGAUGGCUGGGACCCUGGGAGAGGUCGAGCUGGAGCGGGCCAAGACCCAGUUGCGGUCCAUGCUGAUGAUGAACCUGGAGUCCCGGCCGGUCAUUUUUGAGGAUGUUGGGAGGCAGGUCCUGGCCACGGGAGGGAGGAAGCUGCCCCAGGAGCUCUGCGCCUUGAUCGGCAAAGUGAGCGCCGGUGAUAUCAAACGGGUAGCAACGAAGAUGCUGCGGAAGAAGCCGACGGUGGCUGCCCUGGGGGACUUGCGGGAACUGCCCAGUUAUGAGCACAUCCAGGGCGCCCUUUCCAGCAAGGACGGGCGGCUGCCCAGGGUGUACCGGCUCUUCCGCUAAAGUGGCAGCUGCCCCACCGACACAUUCGGCAGAGACGAGCCGUCCCUUGCCCCAGGUGCUUCUCGCCUGCCUGGAGGACAGCUUGGUGCGCACACAUUGGGCAUUGGAGGAGGGUGGUUGGCAGCGCCAUUCUCCACAUGCCUGUUCAAAUUCUGUUCAUCCUCAAGAUAACUCAUUUUGUGAGACUCAGACUUCCGUGAGAAGAUGGAGGCCGGGCAGCCGAAGAGAGCCGCUCCUACACAUCAGAUGGCUAUUUUGCUAUUCCAAAUUCCUGUCCUCGGUGUCUUGAAUUAAGGGACAAUGAAGUCUGAGCCCAAGGCCUGGUGUAAUCCAUGGUGAAGAAUACGGAGAAAAGAGUUAAUGAGGGUGCUACACACUGGAAUGUUGACCUUUGUUUCCAAAAUUAAGUUUACAUUAAGAGUGGUAAAUCAGAGUGCAAUUGUAUUUUGAAUUGGUAGCAACAAAACUGAAUUUCAAGAUUGGGAGAUUUAUUUAGAGUCUACAUUGCGUCUUUAGUUGCAAUCAGUUUUUUUUCUGUUACUCUUGACCCCAAGAGGACCACAAUUUGAACCAGAUUUUCUGUUACAAGUUGUCAUAAAUUGAGACCUUGUGUGACAGGAAUGGGACAACUUGACACAACUCGCUGCGGCCAACUCUCCACAGGACAAUUUUAAUAAUUUGGGUUAAUUAUUUAAAAUAAAUGAAAAAAAUAAUUUUUGCCAGUU